AUGGAGAAGUGUCACUGGUGGCUGCGUCACUGGUGGCAAAGUAACAGCGUCACUGGUGGCAGCGUUAAUGGAGGAAGUGUCACUGGUGGCAAAGUAACAGGAGGCAGCGUCACUGGUGGAAGCGUCACUGGUGGCAAAGUAACAGGUGGCAGCGUCACUGGUGGCAGCGUUAAUGGAGGAAGUGUCACUGGUGGCUGCGUCACUGGUGGCACAGUAACAGGAGGCAGCGUCACUGGUGGCAAAGUAACAGGAGGCAGCGUCACUGGUGGCAAAGUAACAGGAGGCAGCGUCACUGGUGGAAGCGUCUCAGGUGGCAAAGUUACUGGUGGCAGCGUCGCUGGUGGCAGUGUCACGGGUGGUGAUGUCACUGGUGGCAAAGUGACUGGUGGAAGCGUCACUGAUGGCAGCAUCACUGGUGGAAGCGUCAAUGGUGGAAGUGUCACUGGUGGCAAAGUUACUGGAGGCAGCGUCGCUGGUGGAAGUGUCACGGGUGGUGAUGUCACUGGUGGAAGUGUUACGGGCGGUGAUGUCACUGGUGGCAGCGUCGUUGGUUAUAAAGUGACAGGUGGAAGCGUCACCGGCGGCAGCGUUAAUGGAGGAAUUGUCACUGGUGGCAAAUUGACAGGUGGAAGCGUCUCUGGUGAAAGCGUCACUGGUGGCAGCGACACUGGUGGAAGCGUCUCAGGUGGCAAAGUUACUGGUGGUAGCGUCACUGGUGGCAGUGUCACUGGUGGUGAUGUCACUGGUGGCAAAGUGACUGGUGGAAGCGUCACUGAUGGUAGCAUUACUGGUGGAAGUGUCACUGGUGGAAGUGUGUCAGGUGGCAAAGUCAAAAGCGGCAGCGUCGCUGGUGGCAGUGUUACGGGCGGUGAUGUCACUGGUGGCAGCGUCGUUGGUGAUAAAGUGACAGGUGGUAGCGUCACUGGCGGCAGCGUUAAUGGAGGAAGUGUCACUGGUGGCUGCGUCACUGGUGGCAAAGUAAUAGGUGGCAGCGUCACUGAUGGCAAAUUGACUGGUGGAAGCGUCUCUGGUGAAAGCGUCACUGGUGGCAGCGUCACUGGUGGAAGCGUCUCAGGUGGCAAAGUUACUGGUGGUAGCGUCACUGGUAGAAGUGUCGCUGGUGGAAGCGUCUCAGGUGGCAUCGUCAUUGGUGGUGAUGUCACUGGUGGCAAAGUGACAGAUGGCAGUGUCAAUGGUGGAAGUGUUACUGGUGGAAGUGUCACUGUUGGAAGCGUCACUGUUGGAAGCGUCUCAGUUGGCAAAGUGACAGGUGGCAGCGUCACUGGUGGCAGUGUCACUAUUGGCAGCGUUGCUGGUGGCAAUGUCACUGUUGGCAGCGUUGCUGGUGGCAAUGUCACAGGUGGCAAAAUCACAGGUGGAAGUAUCACUGUCGGCAGCGUCAUGGGUGGUAACGUCAGCGAUGGUAGCGUCAUUGGUGACAAUAUAGGAGGCAACGAGACCUGUGGGAGUGUGAUCGAUGGCAGGGUUUUCGGUGGAAGCGAAAUCACAGGAUUUGUCGGAACUUCAUCAGUGGCUGGCUCGGUCGUCACUCUCCACGGUCCUUCCUCGGGCAUGUCCGUGUUGCAGGGUUUCUCUGUACCAGCAUAA
Molecule: messenger RNA, 1608 nt
Organism: Plasmopara halstedii
Lineage: Eukaryota; Oomycota; Peronosporomycetes; Peronosporales; Peronosporaceae
Exons: 2
Coding region: 1-1608 (535 amino acids)
Source: RefSeq, a predicted model, not a curated record